Messenger RNA from Anguilla rostrata (American eel), 2591 nucleotides. RefSeq lists its product as uncharacterized. Gene Ontology annotation, biological process: protein ubiquitination. The transcript has 5 exons. NCBI's taxonomy places the organism in Eukaryota, Metazoa, Chordata, Actinopteri, Anguilliformes, Anguillidae. Gene Ontology annotation, molecular function: ubiquitin-protein transferase activity; zinc ion binding. Bases 1257 to 1985 code for a protein of 242 amino acids. The record is from RefSeq and is a predicted model, not a curated record.
UAGCUCACAGUGAUGUGAAAAGGAUUUCCAUUUGUCUAGUCUGUGCCUACUUUCCCCAUCUAAUCCCCAUCUAUUCUCACCGCUGACCUUGAGUUGAAUGCUAAUCUGAACAGUGAGGAGCGGCAGACUGUCGAGAGCGUCUGGAGGCAAAACACUCAGCAGGCUGCAGACUAGGCUUCCUCCCCCGUCUAACUCGGGCGGCUUGUUUUCAUUUGGUGCCUGGGACAUGAACCGCGUCGCUGCCUCGGUGGACAGGAUAAGAGCCCCAGGAUUACCAGGAUUGUUACCCCCUUCUCCCCGACCUCUGUCUGGAGAUGUCUGGGGAUGCAUGUUAAACCUGAGAUCAAAGGGAUGCCAGGUCUGCCGGCCAACCUUCCCUCCUUUAAGCCGCCCUCUCCACUCUGCUUACAGCCAAAACAACAUGCCACCUAAAGCGUGCACUCUUAUAAAACAUAAUGAGGAAUUAUAAAGGAACUCAUUUCACCCCGCCUAAGAUGACUUGGUGCUAUUGUAUUCACACUCUGAAUUAUAGAGCCAGUCGCAUUUGCCUGUAUGAUAUGUGGGAAGCCAUUAAAACAAAGAAUUAUGUCAAAUACCAGAGGCCCGAUUUUCAGCUGAAGAUAUAAUUGGCUACUUUAGGGAACCGUCUCUGGCAUCCUUGGGAAAGUAAUGCUGGGAGGGAACAAACUAGGUUAAAUACACUGCGGCAAACAUUUCAUAUGCAUUUCAGACUUUUUUUUCCCCUCCCGAAUGCAGACGGGAGGGAUUAAAUCUAAGAGCACUUGCGCACUCGCAGAAUUGACCUCAUUGUGUGGUGAGCAUCCUUUGAUUUCCCAUCAUUUGCUUCCUGGUAAAUAUAGCCUGCUGAUACUCAUAUAAAAGAUGCACAAAAAAUAACUUGGGGGGGGCAAUCGGCCAUUAUUCCAUUGUUUGGGUGCUACUUAAGAAGGAUAGGAUGUAGACUCGUGAGCAGAUUAAGGGGAAAUUCCCAGGGAGCACCACAAUGAAUGGGGAGUCUAUGCUAUCGAGUUUGUAUGGAUCAACAUCUUAAUUGGCAAAGCCGCACAGAUGAGUUUGUUUUGCUUUGUUGCUCGACAGCAGGGUCAAGCUCCUUGCGGAAUCGGCCAUUUUAAUGUCUCUGUCUGAGGCCUGUUGAGUUUCACCUGCGGCAUUGUUUUCCUGCCCUCUCUGUGCUUCUGUCCUGUUUCAGGUGAGAUUUGACUGAAAGGAAUUAAUGGCCCUCAUGGGCAGCAGCCAUGGCCUCUGAGGAACCUGUGGACCCGGCAGUGGCCGGUACUGUGGUGAAAGCUCCUCCAGACGGCUCACAAGAGGAGCAUUUGGCCCCCCCUGUGCAGGAAGUGAUUGACUGCAGUAGCCAUGUACCAUAUGCAGUGUCCAGUCCCAGCACCAGCAGCCUUUGCAGUGAGGACUCCUUCUGUCGGAUCUGUCACGAGGGCGACGGCGUGGAGGACCUUCUGUCCCCCUGCGAAUGCGCCGGCACUCUGGCCAUGGUCCACUGCAGCUGUCUGGAGCGUUGGCUGACGGCCUCAAACACCAGUCGCUGCGAGCUCUGCCACUUUGAAUUUGCCUUGGAACGCUUGCCAAAGCCACUCACCGAGUGGCUGGACACCCCGUCCAUGCAGCACCAGAGGCGAACGCUGUGUGGUGACAUCAUCUGUUUUAUGUUCAUCACUCCGCUGGCCUGUCUCUCCGGCUGGCUGUGUGUCCAGGGGGCCAUGGACCUCUAUUACAGCAACAGCAUGGAGGCUAUUGGCCUCAUAGUCCUCACUCUUGCACUGUUCUCCAUCUACCUGUUCUGGACCUUUGUGUCUUUGCGCUACCACAUUCAUCUCUUUGAGGUGUGGAAAAGGACCAAUCAGAGAGUCAGGCUCCAGAUCUCCAGGCCAGCACUGUUACCACCUCGCCAACAAGAAUUUCCCCAGCUCUUCAUAAACAAGGACACCAGCAAGGAGACAGUGGUGUAGCUCUGCUCACCAUCACCAUCUCAGGUGGACAACCACUCCCACGGAUUAAACCCUUCUUUCCUUGGGCUGAAUAGACUUCAUGAUGAAUACACCGCCAUUUUCCUUUUGUUUGAGAAAGAAAAUUGACCGUUUUAGACUUAAAGAUUUAGUUUUGUCAGAAUUUUUUAUUUUUAUUAUUUUUUUUUUAAGUAAAUGAAAUGGAAUUCCCUGGGAAUGUGUUGAAUUUUGGGAGAUUUGGGACAAUUUCUUCUUAAAUGUCAUUUCAAGACACCCAGUAUCUCCAGCACUACAAACUUCCAUUGUACGUCGCUUUGGAUAAAAGCUUCUGCCAAAUAGGCCUAAAUGUAAGGUAAACUUCUAUACAGCUUUGAAAUUCCCAAUGACACCAAGCUUUCUGUGCUGCUAUGAUGUGGUAUUUAUACAAUUAUGAACAAUCAAGUCUUUCAGGUUUAUACUUCAGAGCCAAAUGGUCAACCUGUACAAAAAAUGAAGACCUGUGGCAUCAGUUCAGUAAAAAUCUUUAUUGAAGUUUUACAAAAUACUGUAGAAUACAUUCUGUUGCAAUACACAUUCAAUAAAUAACUGAAGACAUCUGUGAUUUCUACA